This is a messenger RNA of Patiria miniata (bat star), 5135 nucleotides long. RefSeq lists its product as uncharacterized. The record is from RefSeq and is a predicted model, not a curated record. Gene Ontology annotation, molecular function: protein binding. The transcript has 8 exons. The coding region runs from base 156 to 3377 and encodes 1073 amino acids. Lineage: Eukaryota; Metazoa; Echinodermata; Asteroidea; Valvatida; Asterinidae.
UCAUCAUGCGCCAUAUGCGUGUAGUGCAUGUGUGACCUUAGCAAUUUUCAGUAUCGAAGCUCUGAACUUCCGUAACGAAAUCUCAUGUUUUUGGUGCUUUUUGGCGGCGACUUCUUGGCUUUUUUUCAGGGAACUUCCGUUUUGAGGACUCCAGGAUGCCUUCGAUUGAUGCAAAGGUUGAGGAGCGGAAAAUAUUGGAUCAGAGAGCUACAAACGGAGUUGACUUGUCGAAGUUCGCAAAACAAGUUGGUACAACCAAUCCAGCAACAAUGCCUUGCAGCCCAUAUGACAAAUGCAGUCCUAAUAUACAAGAAUCGGUCCCUCCCGGAUAUUGCAUCAGCCCACCCUCCAAGAGUAAUGGAAUGAUGUACACUAAAUCAAUGCCAAUAGGUCCCAUCAUGGCACCUGUAGAAAGUCGGGCAGAAAAAUUGGAAAGCUCUCAGAAAAUGUCAGAGCCAGAAAAAGAUACCCAAGCCGGCAAAGGUGAGACUGAGAGACAAAAGCAAGAGAAGACGGCUUCCAAAUCGAAGCAGCCAAAACCACGAAGCUUUAGUUUACUAGAGAUGCGUUACAACAAGGAUCAGAAGGGCAAAGGUCACGGUCGUCUGGUCCAACAGAGAAGCGUGAAAAACUCCUACGAGAAAGAGAUGCAUAAGCUGAGUCACGCAGUGAGUGCUCCGGCUGCUAUCAGCGACGACAUGGAGCCUCCUGUGGAAGAUGAAGUCUUCACUGAAGAAAAGAAGACAGAUGGUGAGAAACAGCAAGGAGAUGACAUCACAAAUGUUCCAUCGGAUGAUGGGGGAUUGGAGAUUGCUCCUGAGCGAGAUGAGAAACAAAGUCUGGAGGCUCGUGGUCAUGAUGAACCAAAAGAAGAGACAAAAACAGAUAAGGCCGAGGAAAGUAGUCCAGGAAACAAAGAUGAGAAGGUAGAGCUGAUCAGAGAUGAGGAGAAGACGACCAAGGAGUCAACAGAAAAUCCUGAGAGCAGCGUCACAGAGAAGACUGACUCUGGUGAGAAGGAAAAGACGAGAAAGAUUGAAGCGGAGAAAGUCACUGAAGAUGAAAACGAAAAACCCAAGAUGGAGAAAACUGCCUCAGACAUCGAGGCUCUGACGCAAGACCUGCAAACCACUCUUCAUCUUGAAGACAGCGGUGACAAAGAAAAGAAGGAUGAUGAGAUUGAAUCCAAGGAGAAAGAAGUCUCAUCCCUAGCCGAUGACUUGCAGCAAAGUCUGUCUCUUCAGGAGAAGGGGGAGAAGAAGGCUGUGAUCAAGGAGGAAGGAGGUCGAAUCAGAUCAUCUGAGAGGGAGCGUCCUCGACUUCGAUCCAGGGGAAUCCAGAAACAAGGGGUCUACAGACCUGAUGUUAACAUGCCCACUGAUAACUUCUUCACACAGCAAGGGAUGCCUAGUCAGCAAACAUCCGCUUCCAUCAACUGGCCGAUGGGAUCUCAACAGCAACAGUCACUCCCUCCUGUCCAGUGUUUCUUGCAGCCACAGAUGGGACCAAGCGACCAGUCAAGCCAGAGCUUUGUUUGCCCCCCGGGGCAAAGUAAUAACAUGCGGAUGGUCUACGUGGGUCCCUCAGGUCAGCAAAUGUAUAGGUAUGGCGGUCAGUCGAUGCAGACACAGCACGCUCAAAACAUCUACAUUGGUAACGCAGCACAGCAACCCCAGCCUGGGUACCAGCAGAAUUUUCUACAUAGUGGUGGGCCUACAGCACCGUUCAUCCCGCCACAACGGAUGAACAUCCCCGGCGAAAGCACAGGGACACCAUCUGAGGUUGACUGGCCCCCUACACCUGAAUCCAGUGUCGACGACAUCUUGGAUAUCAUUGAGAGUGAUGCAGAGUCAGUCCGGUCACCAGUGGAAAGUGAGGAACCAAUGACUGGUACCCUGAUGGAUAUGAUCGGUGUUGCCUCUCCCCAGUCUUCGUGGGAUGAAAGCCAUGCCCCCAGUAUCUCCUCAAUCAGUCCUGUACCUUCUCCUUACGCAUCGGAUCACCAACAAUCAUCCCCAGCCCAGCUAGUACCUGAUCUCAACGGGCCUUGGUCACCGGACUCCAAUGUGAGUUCUCACGGUGAACCGCUCUCACCGAGCGGCUCUACUAUCAUCAAAGUAACAGGCCACAUGUCAUUAGGAACAGUCACUAUCUCUCCUAUGUCUCCACACUCGCCAUGCAAGCGGCAGCGGAAUGAUUCCAGCACUGAGUCCCGCGAAGCUCAAGAAAGAAUCUCAGACAUCAAGAAUUUCCUGCGGGAGAAACCUCACACCAGUCCACCAUACCUCGCCAACUGGCCUUCACCACCCCAAGUCCAGCCCUACUCGGCCGCCCUAACGCCCCCCUACACCCCAGCAGCAGCAUCUCAUGCACCUACUCAACCCUUCCAAACCCAGUAUGAUAGAGUGCCAGCCCCUCAGGCACCCAUCUACGCCCAGCCACACGCUCCUCGUGGAUACCAACAGCCACCAACACCUCCUGGGUACCAACAGCCACCAACACCUCCUGAGGGUGAACUGGAAGCCUUCCGCAAGCAUCUUGCUGGAUGGAGUGUGGAAGAACUCUUGUGCCCAGACGAAGACUUGGACACUGUUCUUCAUCUUGCCAUUUGCCAGGCGAAGAUUUCUCUGUCUUUGGCGAUCAUUGAGCGCAUCUGCAAACACAAACAAUGCCUGAAUGUUGUGAAUAAACUUCAACAGACGCCGCUGUAUCUGUCCGUGGUCUCAAAGCUUCCAGACCUAACGCAGAUCUUGAUCAACUACGGUGCAGAUCUGUUCAUCGGUAACAAGCAGGGUGACACACCGCUGCAUGCUGCGGCAAAAAACGGCAACAAUGAUGCCAUCAAGGCAAUUUGUGAAGGCAUCAACUGCUGCGGUUACUCUGAGGAAGUUGCCCGAGAACUCUUUGAUCUCACAAACUACGCAGGCAAGACAGCUUUAAUGCUGGCUGUGGAACACCAUGGCACCAUGAUUUCUGAAGGAGAUAUCAUCAAAAUCAUCAAUUGUAACGACACUGUCAGAAACCUGUUGCAAAGCUUCGCCUCUGCACUGCAAUCGGAUUCCAAAAGUGGAAAGACCGCCCUCCAUUAUGCUGUGGAGCUGCAUAAGAUCGACCUCAUCUACAUCUUAUUGGAUUACUGCGAUGAUCCAGGAAGUCUCGUCAACAAGCAGAUGUACGAUGGCAACACCGCGCUGCAUUUGAUCGUCGGCCGCAAUCGACCGGAGCAUGAGAUCAUAAACAUUGUCAAUCUCUUGAUGACGCGAGGGGCUAAUGUUGGUUUGGAGAAUGCCGCACGAGAGAAACCGUUAGAUCUUGUGCAUCGGGAACAUCUGGAGAUUAAAAGACGUCUCCAUGGACAAGGCAACCGCAAAAGAUGAAUUUCUGGAACAUGGUUACCAUGACAAUCACAAUGCAGGAUGUGCUGAUCGAGAACUACCAAGCAUUGGGAAAAUAUCAGGUAUGUUUGUACAGUGGACGACGGGAGGAAAUAGCGCCCUCUAUAGAUGCAGAGGAAAUUUAUCCAGAUUUGUAAUAAUAGCUUGGUAUGUAACAUUUUAAAAGCACUUACAGAUAUUUUUAAUUAGAGAAAUCAUUUACAUGGGAGAUGGAUUAAAAAAAAUUAUGGAUUUUAUAGGUUUUAAGUUUGACAUAAGUUCGUUGAGUUGACAAUUUGACUGAAGAUGAUCUUCUACCAUUAUAUUUUGUACAUGCGUUUUUUUAGUAUGAUCUGGCAAAUAAUUCGAAAAAUAAGACCUUCUUGAUAGUGUGAUUAUAAAAUAGAUUUUUUGGCUUUAUUGUAUGGCAUAUUACAAAACAGAGAGAGAACAAUUACAUUGUGUGCGCAGCACAUUUUAAAAUGACAAUGUAGUUUUGGGCUACUUUUGUUCUAUCUAGGUUAGUGUUUAGUGCCAUGGUACAAUUAACUGAUAAAAUAUCAAAAUAAUUUAACUUUUAUUUUUUAAAGGGUAAAAUAUUCUGACAAAUUGUACAUCAUUUCAGAGGAAGGGAAUUAACAUUUUUUAAUAAUAUGGACAUUUUCAGUCCAAGAUAUAGUAAAUAGUAAUCAUAUUACAAGGUAUUUGUAAAUAUCUUUUGAAAGCAUUACCACGGUUACACAUUCAUUAUUAAUCAACAUCCUUUGCCACCGUCUUUUUUUGGGGGGGGGGGGGGAAAUCCUCCUCCCCUAAAACAUUCCCAAACUGUGCCUGUAUUAUUUCAAAUAUUGAUUGUAAUGUACAAGUUUUGAAGUAAGCAAAAAAAGGUCGGGUAUUCUAAAAUAUCCCUAAAUAUAUCACAUCAUUAAUUGAUGUACUAAAUAACUUUUAUUUUCCAAAAAGUUUCUGAACCCCCCCCAUUAAAAACAAUGCAGUCUUCGGCCUUGCUUGCUAGUUUUUAAGUAUAUAUUUUGUGAUAUUUCAAAGAUUUGAUGAGGUUUUGUCAAAACUGGAUGGAGCACAAGACAUCUUUGUGUAUUGUUUUAAUUAAAGUAGAAAUUAAUACUAUAGUAAAAUAUAAUCUUGAAUGCGAUAUCUAUUUAAACGUUUGAAAUUGUAAACAAACUUUAAGGAUUAUUUAAUGAACUUCCGGAGUGCUAUUUUAUGUUUAACUUUUUGUACUCGGAUUAGUAAUUGGUUUACAUGAUAGUUUUUAAUGGAUUUUAACGCGCAAGUUGUUGGGCUUGGCUUCAAAUAAGCAGUUUAUGAAAAAUUUUAGGUUUUUUUGUUUCGGCAAGUUUGUGACAGAUACUGAGUGAAGCAACUUUAUGUUUGUAAAUAUGACCUGCUCAACUCGACCAAUCCUGUCAAUGACAGUCAUGGCUUUUAUAACACCUCAUACAUAUUCAUGAGCCAAAUGGGCUUCUUUGAUUGGUUGAUUUUCAAAUGCAUCUGAAUUUACAUGUGAAGUACCCCAAGACUGCUCCUAGACUCAUUCUCAACCACAACACUUGUGUUCUAUGUGAGGUUGCUAUUGGUACCAGACUCAAAUCUUCACACACACAAAACGAAGUUAUUCAUUCCGUGUGAAGGAUUUCUCUCAUAAUUUUUCAACUUCAAAUGAAACUAAACUUGUAAAUAUAUUUUGUUGAUUAAAUAUUUUGAAAAGUUCUUGUAAUGUUAACAGGAUUUAUUCUUAAA